CAGUAGACGGCAACGGACGGAAGCUCGCUCGGCCUCCGAACGGUCUCAUUCCUCCGCAGAUUUGUUUUGCGUCAAUACGUGGAAACUCGCCCCGACGCGCUUCCACUCCCAGCCACUCACUAAAUUCCACUUUCACGGGCUGAGCCGAGUGCGUGUAUGUCCGGUGACAACGGGGACGACACCCCCCCCCCCCCCCGCGUGGACGUGGACGUGGUCAGUCGUCGAGUCCCGACCCAGUUGACGGACGGCUGAGCGGUCCUAUGAUACCUCGGCAACACAUUUUUCUCACAACAACGCCGCGCGGCCAACUUUUGACAACGUUCACGCCACUUAAGUCGCUGUGAAGUUUGAAGACAACCUCCAACAUGUCCGUGGCAGGCUUGAAGAAGCAGUUUUAUAAAGCGAGCCAGAUGGUGAGUGAAAAGGUGGGGGGCGCUGAAGGAACCAAGCUUGAUGAUGACUUCAGAGAUCUGGAGCGGAAAGUGGACGUGACCAGUAAAGCCGUAGCAGAGGUGAUCUCCAAAACAUCAGAAUAUCUCCAGCCCAACCCCGCUUCAAGGGCUAAACUAUCCAUGUUGAACACCAUGUCUAAAAUCCGCGGUCAGGUGAAGAACCCCGGCUACCCCCAGGCGGAGGGACUACUGGGAGAAUGCAUGACCAAGUAUGGAAGGGAACUUGGAGAGGAGACUAACUUUGGCGGAGCGCUCGUGGAAGUCGGGGAAGCCAUGAAAAGAAUGGCAGAAGUCAAAGACUCGCUCGACAUCGACGUCAAACAGAACUUCAUCGAUCCAUUGCAAGGCCUCUGCGACAAGGACCUAAGAGAGAUUCAGCACCACCUCAAAAAGCUGGAAGGUCGCCGUCUGGACUACGACUACAAAAAGAAGCGUCAGGGCAAAAUUCCAGAUGAGGACAUCCGACAGGCCCUGGAGAAGUUUCACGAAUCGAAGGAAGUCGCAGAGACGAGCAUGUACAACCUCCUCGAGACUGACAUUGAGCAGGUGAGCCAGCUUUCGUCUCUGGUGGAGUCCCAGCUGCAGUACCACCGGCAGGCAGUUCAAGUCCUGGAUGAGCUGUCUGACAAGCUUGGAGAAAGGAUGAACGAGGCCCAGUCCCGACCAAGACGCGAAUACACGCCCAAGCCCAAACCUUUGUUUGACUUCGGAGAAGACAACCACUCCAACGGCGGCUACCCCACUUCGAUGGCCCCGCCGCCUUCUCGCAACUCAGCCCCGGAGCAGCCGAGCUGCAAGGCGCUGUACGACUUCGAGCCGGAGAACGAUGGCGAGCUGGGCUUCCGGGAGGGCGACAUCAUCACGCUGACCAAUCAGAUCGACGAGAACUGGUACGAGGGGAUGCUCAACAGCCAGUCGGGAUUCUUCCCCCUCAACUACGUGGAGGUGCUGGUCCCUUUGCCCCACUAAGGCGAGCGAGCGAGCGAGCGGGAGGGCGGGUAGGGGAGCAAGGCCUCGGACAGACUGGGCGCGGUCCACACUAGAACCUGUUCCGCACGGAGGAUGGACUCUUAAAACCUCCCCUUGAUUUUUUUUUUUUAAGACCGUGACAAAGCAUGCACAAAGCUCAGGUUGACUCAUUGCCCCCCCCCCACCAUUUCAAAUACGAGUGCCUCAAUAGUGACACCUGCUGGCCACUCCGACAAUUGCCUUUUUCUCUUGACUGAGGUAUGUAACCACGCGCCAUGGCAGCCUGCCGCUUUUCAGUCGAUGACACCCGUGCGAAUCUCUUUGAGCCUUAAUUCCGUAUGCGCGAUAUCCGACUUUGGACUCAUGAUCUAGUACGCCCUUUUUUUCCUCACUAGUAAGACACGUGCGCUAGUAGAACGACUUUAUCCGCUACUGUUUUCAAACAUCAAGCAUAUCGUAUAAAAGCACAACACAUUUAUGCGAUAUCCUUGAUAUCCAUCUUAAGGUUCAUAUACUAGUACACUCUCUAGUUAGACACUGAAGCAUACUAGUAGAAAGACUGCCUUACUCGAAAAAUGUUUUCCACUACUAGUUCAACUUUUACACAGUAAUACACAUUCAAGCCUUACUACUCUGUUGCACUAUGUAAGUAAUCAGUCCAGCUAAUAGUCACGUGUCAUGCGCAAGUAGCGUCAUCGUUGUGGAGGCUUUGUAGAGAACUGUAUGAGUGAAAACUAGAUUGGAAAGGGCGGUCCAGAUUCCUAGCACUCAAAACUUUUGUCAGCCAGUACGCGACUUCGAGGCCAGGAUGGCGGAAUUAAUAAAGUGCAGAAUAAAGAGGCGGCAGCAACAUGGCCGAUUUAUGGGCUUAUCUCCAAACGUAUGAAUGCGUCGUCUCUUAUCCUCGCUCGACCGUGAGAGCCAGGACCCGCUUUGAGAAAAAGUAUACUAGUACGUAGUAAGAUAGCAAACUGACGAGUCUUUUGUGCACGCCUUAUCAACGGUAUCACAUAAAUGCUGUUUAAAUGGCUUUCCAUGAAGGCUUGCUCGAUAUCCAUCUUUGGGGCAUGCACUAGUAGGCUCUUUGUGCUCAAUAGUAACACACACUAGUUAGCAGUGUGUUGUGGUCAUCGUCACUUUUGCCGACACGGCUGUUGUUGUGCGCUCCUUCGUCAAAUCAUUUCAACUCAACAAUCCAGCUCACUAGUACAACGAUUGCCGUACUAGGAAUUGAUUUUCCAUUCCUUGUGCCACCUUUGGCCCAGUAGUAUCCAAUUAAACCUUUCUAGUAAACCACUAUGCAUCACUUGUGACGCCACUUGGACACGCUUGAAGGCGUAUUAUGCACUAGUAGUCUCCUAGGAGCAGCAAAAUGCCCGCGAGUACUUUUACCUCACUAGAACUAGUAUGCCAAUGUUGUUCUAAAAGUGUUUGGUUGUGGGCGGAAAAAGGUUACAUGGAAGAUCAUUUACUCGUUCGCUUAAUUGUAGUCAAGACAAAGGGCGUACUAGUACCUGGAAAUUGUGCUGGAUAUGGUGUUAAAUGCUCAAAGGGGUUGCCAUAGCCCAAUUUCGCCUUCAGUGUCUUUGUCUUGUAAACGUUUGAUCUCGCGUUUUUUUUUUUCCUCAGUGGUGCCGGCUUCACUAGACACGCACGUUGCCCGUUUUUGUUUCGCCCGUUUUGUCGAGCCCGUUUAACCCACGCGGUGCCUGAAAGGACGACCGCUGCAGGCAGCGCUUUCGUCUUUCUGUCCCUAAUGUGAAACUCCCGCGUCCCACUGGAGUUAUUUGCGAAAGUAGAAAAGUCCCCCCCGGUGUCCUUGACUCCGGAUCCCAGCAGGUUUUUCAAUUUGCUGCAUUUUGACUGUUCCCAACGCUCUUUAAUACAAGUCCUGAAAGUGGUACAAAUUUGGAGUUAAACCACUCGCUAAAAUACCGUAAUUUCCGGUUUCACACGCUUUCAACCUUGCGGUUUAUGCGGUGAUGCUAGCGUUAGCACGGCACUAGAAUUAGCACACCUGGUGAUAAGCCUCAGUACACAGAAAGAGUUUAACAGUAGCACCGCGCUAACCCUAGCGCCACGUUAACGAACUCUUUCUGUGUACCGAGGCUGAUAACCAAGUGUGCUCUGUAGGCCGGGAAUUAUGGUAUAUGCAUUUUUUUUUUGUGGUGGGUAAAGUGUGACCAUAGCCACCGUUCAGAAAAUGGAACUUUCUGGCGCAUUGCAAAGGCCAGUACAACAUCCGAUACGUUCCAGAAUCAAUUUUUCCACAGCUGUAUUUUAAACAAUUUAGGUUUUAAUGUGACUAGGAUCUAAUUAAAACAUUUUAAUGUAUUCCUGAAUGACUGUUCUUACUUUUUUACCACGCUACCGUUAGUGUGGCGCGUGUGUUAGCGACGCUAAGAGUGUACCGAGGCUUAUAACCAGAUGUGCUAACACUAGCGCCGCGCUAAUGCUAGCCCCGCGCUGUUAAGAAACAGGAGGGUUUUUUUAAAAUAUCAUAAAGAAAUUUAAGACUUGCUUGUGCAUUUUUAAAAAUAAUAACCAAAGUGUGCUUGCAUCAAGCGGUUCGUCACUCCCAGUUUUGAAGUUCUGUGUGAAACUGACACACGAGAGAGUGAAAUAUGGAUUUUAAUGCCAAACUGUUCAAGAAAACAAUGGAGUUUUGUUUUGUGAAAGUCAGCUAGCGUAAUGCUAACGUAGAAUGUGAAAGGCCGCAAACGUCGGAACAGAAUUGAGCGUCGACGUUCUAAUAAUUGACCUUAUGGACGGCAUUUUCCGUGCAAAAGUCAGAUGACGCAACAGUUUCCGGUGGUCAGUAUUUACUGGAAUGACGUCCGAUCUGAUAAUCUGCACAUUUGGAAACGCGCAGCCGCAAAGUGCGGGGUUCGCUAUUAAUGUGAUUUUUUUUUUUUUUUUUUUUUAUAUAUGGGCGGGAUGGAUUGUGUUCUACUUUUGGAGGUUUGACUUGGACAAGAAUCCAUUUGUGGAUACUUGAGGACUCCAACCACAAUCAAAGGGAAUGCGUUGAUUAUGCAAUGUAUCUUUCAUUGUAAUUUUUUUUUUUUUUUAUCAGUGUUUUUUCCAUUUAUCACCCCCCCGACCCCCCCAGAACCAUACUGCCAGUGUUUUGGACCUUGUCUAAUAUGUUUACACGUGGUAUCCUAGCACUGUGGAUGGACUUUUCGAUGUUUAGAAACAGGGAAGGUGGGAAAACCAAAAAAAAAAAAAAACACUCACGUGGUCGCUACUUAACAAAUGAGCCACGAUUUCUUUUCAAUUUUUAACGCGUGGCACUUUUGCGCUCGUGCACAUUUACAACACUACAGACUGUUUCCUCACACAUGCACAUGUGUUUUUUUUUUUUUUAAUUAUUAUAAUUUUUUUAGGGGCAUAUAUUUUAGAUAGGUCUCAAAUAGUCCCGUUCAUUUCCUGGAUGUAAAAUGCUGUGUUUUGUUUAGUAUGUCUUAAAUAUUCCACAGAAACGUAUUAAACAUAUUCAGCCUUGCGGUAGUAUUAUUUUUAUAUCCAAACCCAUUUAAAAAAAAAAUGCAUGUAGUCCUUUAUUACAUUAAUUAUUGUUGUACCCUGUAAAUGUUAGAAAUGUCACCUUUGUACUUUUGGUAUGAGAACCGAGUAAUUGCUUUUUGUCCUUUAUCAUCAAGAUUUGUAUGUACUUCUUUCCUGACCCUCGCCAUUUCUUAUAAUAAUAAAAAAAAGACCAAAAAAAAAGUGAAUUUAUUUUCUGUAUUGGUGGGAAAAAAAAAUACAAAGAGCCAGAGUGUUUUAAAUAUUUCCAGUGUGUAUUGGUUGAAAUGGUUUGCGGAUCAGCAAUCGGCAGUCUUAAGGCAUUGUUCUGCGUGUGCCGUAAUAAAUAAUGUAACAAGAAUACAUAUACAAAUUAUUCGGGUAAUACAGUGGUUCUCAAACUGGGGUACACAAGCCAAAUUUCGUCCCUCUUCAAAAUAAUGUGUGUUAAAUAUAUUUAAAACUUCCCUACCUGUCGCUUUGGGCCAAUUAAAAGCUGUCAAAAAUGUUUCUCUUCUCAAGUAAUCCACAAUUAUAGUCAUAUUACAUGUUUUUUUUUAACAGGCAACUUUAUAAUUUGGAUAUUAAAUUGGCAUUAGGACUUUUUAUUCCAGACAAAAUGUGUUUGUUGUGCUAAAAUGCCUUCAUUUCUAGAAAGUACAGUAAAUUAUAAUCCUUGGAAUUUUUUCCCCCCAAAACUUUUUUUUUUUUUUGGUCAUUUAAUUUUUUUUGUCUUUGCGUGUGAUGUUGGGAUGAGGACCAAGCCCUGAUGUUAACAGCAAAAAUCCACAACUAAAUUGACACCUGCCAAAAAAACAUGUAAUAGCUUACAGAUGCCUGAAGAUGGCGGCAAAGCACUAAGUUCAAAAUAGAUGCAGGGGGGUGUCCUCAUAAUUUCUCCCCCUUGACCCAAAACGUUUGAGAACCAUUGUAAUAGAGAAAAAAGAAGAAAUGACCU
Molecule: messenger RNA, 5907 nt
Organism: Syngnathoides biaculeatus (alligator pipefish)
Lineage: Eukaryota; Metazoa; Chordata; Actinopteri; Syngnathiformes; Syngnathidae
Gene: sh3gl1b
Product: SH3-domain GRB2-like 1b
Exons: 9
Coding region: 366-1421 (351 amino acids)
Biological process (GO): synaptic vesicle uncoating
Cellular component (GO): cytoplasm; presynapse; glutamatergic synapse
Molecular function (GO): protein binding
Source: RefSeq, a predicted model, not a curated record